UAGAGAUUAGUCUUGCUCCUGCUGUAGGCGUAAAGUUUGUUAUGGAUACGAAAAUAGGUUACACAAUGAGCGGAUGCCGCAACCAUCGCCAGAGCUAAAGUGUCAAGCACCUUAAUGUAAACAUGUGCAGAUUUUCCACGAGAGAACUGUCAGUUAUGAAUUGUCAAAUUCGCAUGAGAGCGAAAGGGAAAGGUGCGAAAGACGAGGCAGGAAACAGAGAACCCACGGAAACGGGUGGUGUGAGCGAAAACGAGAAAAGCUGAAAAGUCCAUCAAAAGCAGGCACGAAAAAGCAGUCCAAGAGGCUUAAGGAAAUCGUGAGGAAAAAAUGAAUGUUUUGUGAAAAGAAAGGAUCGUCGUGAAGCUGCUGUACGUCACGUUCGGUAGUGCGUAUCCAACACCGUGUGCAAAAGUGCGUUAAAUGCUUCUGUAUUCAAGCAAGGAUACAGAGUGAUGAUGCUGUACACAUAGUGGCCACAAGGAUUCUGUCUCUGUUGUUGUUGCUGUUGUCCGAAUGCUCCUAUUCGGCAGACGAAGCAAUCGACGAGAAAUUUACAUUACUUCGUUUACUUGAACUGCUAGUGUCUUCUGGAAAGGUCCGUGAUACUUGCACAUAUCCGAAACAGCAGUAUUUUGAGAGGCAAGAAAGCGACUGCGGUAACGCUAUUGUAGGCAGUAGCACUAGGCGGAUUCCACAAUCAUUAUUGCAUCCUACACUGUCGCCAGUGCAGGAGCAGCAGACUCAGCAACAGCAGAUCGGUGGAAGAAAUAUUUCUUAUGUAAGCUGUUCAAUGUAAAAAAGUGUCUCUACCCACACAUUGCGAUCCAAAGAGUGCGAUUCCCAUAAUCGCUUGCUGGGUGAAUGCAUCAACAAGCAGUCGCUGUCGGUGGUGGCAAAGAGCACAAUGCAAAGUCUGGAAACAACAGCAUGCCAAGAAGCCGACUUUAUGCUAAAUGAUGCUUACUGCAAGCUGAGGAAAUCCCCCGCACGGCAAUCGUCCCUGAUGAUUGAUCCUCCACCGCAGUAUCCCAAUCUACCCAGUCCCCUUCUUAACGACAGCACGCCGCUAUUCAAUACCUCGUCAUCCGGCAACAGUCCUAACCCUGGCUCACCAUUGACGACUUUCGCCUCUCUAAGCGCCGGGCAUCACUCCACUUCGCCGCCGGCGACGUUACUAGCAUCACCUUCACCGUCAUCCUCACCGACCACCAGAACGACGACGGCGACGACCACAACGACAACAACGAUUACACCUACUACACCUACGGGCAGCAGCUCGAACCGCUCAUCUUCAGCAGCUCUCAAUCAUCAUCCACACGUAGAAAAGCGUUUAGCAUCAGAUGCGUCAUGCUACGGGAGUGGAACUCCUUCGAAAAAAACAAAGCUUUCUUCCUCGACGUCGUCGUCCGCAUCCUCUUUUCACGUUUACACGGCAUCAACCUCGUCGUCUUCCGUCCUAUAUCGUCAGCACCAAUACCAUCACAACUAUAACAGUGGUGAAGAUGCGGGCAGCGGCAAUGGAGUCACUAUGGCCAGCGGGGUACUGCAACCAUCGCGAACUGUCGAUGGCCUCCUGUGCACUUCCUCGCCAACAUCAGGCGGUACUACGGGGCAUGGAGGCACACACGAGAGAUUAAACAUACAUGACAAGCUUAGGGAAUUAUUUCUGGAACUUCUUGCGGAGGAUUCUAGUGAAAGUGACCGACUAAGUCUAAGGAGUACAUCUUUUUUGCUGGAAAAACUCAUCUUGCGCGAGCAGUUGAACACCCUGAUUGUGAAUCUGUACCCAGGGAAUAAAGGCUACUCCCUAGCAUUUCGACUCGGGUCACAGGAGGAAGGAUGUCGGAAUGUCUCGAAAAGUGGAGCUGCUGCUAGCCUGUCGGGUUUCCCGUCGAUGGGAACAGGAGUAGGGCCACCGUCCGGCAACGAUUCAAUGACGUCGAAUGCUGGUGAUCUCAAUAGUGAAAACCUGCAGGAAACCAUCCGAUGGCCAUAUGAGGAAGAGGAUUUGCUAGAAUCCAUCGAUCGAGAGGAACUGCCGUUGGUGUUAGUGGAUAUAUUGGAGAGCAAGUGUCCGGCACUGUUUUACUGCGGUUGUGUGGUGGCGGAGGUUCGCGACUACCGACAAUCGUUUCCUAUUUUUACCUGUGAUACUUUCCAUGUGUUGCUGAAACCCACCAAUCAGACAUUGUUGGCCGAUGUGAAUAUUCUGACUGCUGAGGGAGAGUGGAGUGCUGAGGAUAAGCUGGCAUUGGAAAGUCAGCUUGUACUGGCAACUGCGGAACCGUUAUGUCUUGAUCCAAAUCCGGCAGUCGGGAUGAUGGCUAUUAACCAGCAACAUCGAAGACAAUUGCUCAACACAGCUCCAAUCCGGCGACAGGCGAAAAAGUUCUCUCAGGUCGCAGUCAACCGGAAGAGGAAAACCGAUCAGUUUACACACAACUUUGGGCUGGAACUUAGCGAUUUUAUGAAUAAGUACCGGGCGCGUCCUCCCCGCCAACAGAGCAUCCGGCGUGGUGUGGUAAGCUUCACUUUACCUAAAAAGCCUUCCGAGGUGGUGCCGACUGUGAACCUACCCAACCUGGAGCUGCCCGAACUGGCCUCACCCUCUGAAGUAAACGUAGAGAAGUAUGCCCGCAAAUAUGAGGCUCCCAAGGAAAGUCGCGAUUGUAUACCGCAACUGAUCGAAGAAUACAUUUUGGAAACAGACCGUGUUGUAAAUCGGGGCGAUACAAGAGUGUAUCACAUUAAGCUGUCCAUAUUUCAGCGGCCAUCCAAUUCGGAAUAUCUUGGUGAACUGUAUGUCGAUCGAGACUAUCGCGAGAACGAACGAAAUGGCGAAGCAUGUCAAUUUUCGCUCGGAACCCGUGCUCAUGCCCAUCGGUAUAUUCAACAAUUUACGGAAAUAUUUACUGAAGAAGGUAGAAAAUCUGUCAAAAUAACCCAUCUUGUACCGGGACAGAUUCCCAAGGUGUUGCACACAGCUGGUAUGCGAGAACAAAACGUUCAACAGCAACAGUUACAACAGCAACAGCAGCAGCAGCAGUUGCAACAACAUCAGCAACAGCAAUUACAACAACAGCAACAACAGGUGUUACAGCAACAACAACUUCAGCAGCAACAACAACAGCAGCAACAGCAGCAACAGCAGCAGCACCAACAGCAGCAGCACCAACAGCAGCAGCAACAGCAACAGCAACAGCAACAGCAACAGCAACAGCAACAGCAACAGCAACAGCAACAGCAGCAACAACAGCAGCAACAACAACAGCAGCAAUCGCUAGUUCAACAACAAAUAUCUCAAAUUCAACAACGGUUGCAAUCACACCCAACGCAAGCAUUGCUUACCCGGUUACAGGCGACCAAUCCAGCUUUGGCAUCACAAAUAGCGACAGCAACGGGAGUCAAUGGCAGCAUCACACUGAAUGCAACGAAUCCUAACACACUUCCAGGCAAUCAGUCGCAGCAGUCGCAAACUACUUCGAGUCCAUCGGCUACCGUUCAUCAGACCUUGUCGCACCAGCAGCUUAUAUCGACAGCGACUGCUGGUCCAAAUAUUAUAAGUAUUGGUUCAACAGCGUCAGCUACGCAACCAUUACACUCACCAGUUCAGCAGGCUGCGCAAACGCACAUCCAUAUUCAACCGCAACAUUUAAUAGCUAGUACUGGCCACCAACAGCAAAUGUUUAACACGAACACCUGUGAUACAAGCAACGAUUCGACCAACAUCGUAAACACUGGUGCAGGCACAACAGCUAACAACAUAGCGGCUUCACAAGGGACAACUAUUACGCUUCAAACUCAACCAUCGUCACAGCAGCAGCCACAGCAGCAAUUGCAACCAAAUCAACAACCACAGCAAACGCUCAGUCUGAGCAAUGGAUCGUUGCUUCUCGUGCAACCUUCUGGUCAAAUAUCGAAUCUUACAAUGACCACCAAUGCUGCCGGACAACAGCAACUUUUAGCCACUGCUGCCGGAGCAGGUGGAAAUGCAGUGACCGGAGCGCAAAGUUUCACAUUCUCAUCAGGUGGACAAACAGCUACAAUAAUAAAUCAAGCCGGUGCUCGAACAAUUGGCAACACCGUUCCGCUGCUCGUUCGCCUGGACAACACAAAGGUGUCACGGGAUGCUUCGGGAAAUUUGAUUUCCGCUCUAUCCCAGCAAACAACAUCUGCCGGUCAUGUACAACUUCAAACACAACAGCAGAAUGUGGUACAAAUUCAGCAACCGCAGCAGUUAACGCAACACACACAGCAAUUGCAAAAUCAGUCCAGCUCGAUCCACACAACAAAUCCUGAGAUCAAGGCAAUUGCUAUAAGCAUAAUGAAUUCAGCCAAUCAAUUUACCAACCGGCAGCAGCAGCAACAACAGCAACAAUCCAGUGCAAAAUCGAAUAGUAAUGCAGCAAUUCUUAGCCUCUUGAACAGCGCACCAGCAGCGAUGACCAAUUCACCGGUAUUGAGCAGUAGUCUCACGCUACCAGCUGGCAAAACAGUAACAGAAUUGCAACAACAGCAGCUACAGCAUCAACAACAACAACAGCAGCAGCAACCGCAGCAGCAACAGCAGCAGCAGCAGCAGCAACAGCAACAGCAACAGCAACAGCAGCAGCAGCAGCAACAGCAGCAGCAACAGCAACAGCAGCAGCAUCAGCAGCAACAGCAGCAACAGCAGCAACAGCAGCAGCAACAGCAGCAGCAGCAGCAACAGCAGCAACCGCAACAACAACAGCAACAGCAGCAGCAACAACAACAACCGCAACAUACCAUACAUCAUCUUCAAACAGCAGGGGUAGGCACAACAACAACGAUUAGUGGAAGUACCGCUGCAGCCCUUUUUAACAGUGUGGGAGGCAGAAAAAUAAACAUUCAACAAGCGCAAGGCUCUCAAAACCGUAUCCUCAACCAUGCCAAUCUCAUCACUGUCAGUGGCGGUACCGGAACCAGCAAUCAAACGCAGCUCAUCAAUAUUCAAACAAGCGAUUUGCAACAUCACCAACAGCAACAUCAAUCUGGACAAACAUCAGUUCAAUCAAUGGGGCCACAGCAACAGCAACAGCAGCAGCAACAAACGCAACAACCGGGAAAUAUACGCGUUACUAUGUCUGCAUUAGCUACGCAAUUGGCAUCUCCACCCGCCAUCUUAACUACUUCCAAUCUGCCGCAGAGCUUCAAUGUUGCUGCUGCAGCUGCUGCAACAUCUAGUGGCAAUGCUUCCGGUACUACAGUUUCCACCCAAAACACUGGUUCGUUUAGUGGUGGUAACUCUUCUAGCAGUAAAUUGAUAAUAAACAACGCCAAUCAGCGUGUGUUGAACAUCAAUACCAACGCUGCGACAGCCACCUCAACAGCCGCUGUUGUUGCUGCCGCUUUCGGAGGAGCAAUUCGACGGGUCAGUGCGACUGGCAACCCUGCGACGGGUACUGAUGGUGGCAUACAGCUUCAAAUUCAGGGACUCACUGCCACUCAAAGCUCGGCAAACCUUUCUGCAGGUGGAAAUAUAAGCAAUAUUACUAGCGUCACAUCAGAAAGUGGAUUGCGCCGUACAGCUGUGUCCGACCAGCUUCAGAUACAGAGCAUUGCUUCGCCCGGUAGUGAUCACUCCAAUGCAUCGUCCACUUCACUUGCCAGCAAUGGAGGCGGUGCUGGUAGUAGUGUAGGUACAUUGAAUGGUGCUAAUGCAAAUAGCAUCAUCUUUAACAACAUGACCGGCUUAAGCGCCUCGCUCGCAAAUACAGCCAGUUCUGGUGUAACGCAACCCACACUAGCUACCGGUGCCAGUGACAAUGGAGAUGGGACCAUGCAGAACCCUGUAUCCGUGGUUGGGGCAACGACCGUCGUCGGGCUAGGUGGAUUAUCAAGCAACUCUAAUAACAGCAACAACAUUGCCAGUAGCAGUAGCAGCAACGCUACCGUGUGCGGCAAUAGUUCUACAAACUCAGCAUUAAUCGAAAGACUGACUUCAUCUAGUAGCUUAAAUCUAACUAGUAAUAGUAACCUGCCGGCGGCGAGUCCCGGAUUGCAGUUUACCAUCCCAUCGCCAAAAACGCCUCAACAGCAAUCUCAAACGCAUCUCCAGAUACAAUCACCCGCAGGCUCGAUAUCGCCCCUCUCUAGUCCUCCACCACAGUCCUCCACCAUCCAUCCUCAGCAGCAGCACCAACAGCUUCAGCAGCAUCAAUCCCAGCAAUCACAGCACGGCCAGGUGCAGCCGCAAGCUGGAACGCAACAGCAGCAACCUACCACAGUCAAUUUGCAAGGCUUGAACUUUGCCAGCCUACAUGGCGCAAUGACUUCCAUCCCUGGAUUGCAAAAUGUGCAGGUACAAAUUCCGGGACUUGCGCAACCUAUUUCUUUGUCCCUAUCAUCAACACCAUCUGGAGGUGCCACGAGCGUAUUGAACAAUACGGCUGCUAACAACGCAGGUCAAACAACUAGCUUGCUAGUGUCUGUCCCAGUGACUAACACAACACAGGUUGUGAACACCAUCAACGCCAGUGGUACUAGCAACAUACUCUCUGGCAACUCGCAGACGACGCAAACGGUUGUUCUUACAAAUCCACAGACGAGUGGAUCUAGUCUACUCUCUCUUCCAAUUGCUCAAAUUGUAACUUCCGGUAUGAAAGGGCUUGGCCAGCAGAGUAUACGAACCGGCACACCGUUAACUGUAAAUACUGGUCAACCGGGUCAGCAAAUUCAACUGUUGAACAUCAGCCAACGUCCACGUGCUGGACAGCUUCCUGUGGUUAGCUGCACAGGCACCUCUGCGAUGGCAACCAAACAAUUAACGGCGCGGGUGUUACAUCAUCGCCAGCAAAUGGGCACAGCAGGCGGAUCGACAUUGAAAAUAGCAACCCCAAUUACAGCUUCCCAUCAUGCAGGACAACUGGGCAGUAAUUUAAACGUGACUACUAAUACUACGUCUAAUCAAUUGGUCAUGAGUACGAAACAACUACAGCUAAAGCUUCAACAGCAGCAGCAGCAGCAGCAACAGCAACAGCAACAUCAGCAGCAGCAGCAGCAGCAACAUCAGCAGCAACAGCAACAGCAACAGCAACAGCUACAGCAACAGCAGCAACAGCAGCAACAGCAGCAGCAGCAGCAGCAUCAACAACAGCAACAGCAACAGCAACAGCAACAGCAACAGCAACAGCAACAGCAGCAGCAGCAGCAACAGCAACAGCAACAACAACAGCAACAGCAACAGCAACAGCAACAGCAACAGCAACAGCAACAGCAGCAGCAGCAGCAGCAGCAGCAGCAGCAACAGCAACAGCAGCAGCAGCUGCAGAAACAACAACAACCGGCACAGCAAAUAAUAGCUGCUGCUAGUAAUCAACAACAGCCAGGUACGACCCAAAUUCACAUUCAGCAGCAAUCACAACAAACGCCACAAUUGUUACAACAGCAGCAACAACCACAAGCACAACCACAAGCUACUCAGCAGAUAAACAUUAUAAACAACACGGUGUUGACUCCACUAUCGAUGUCAAGCCCGGUGGCAGUGGCGAGUGCAGCAGUGUCCCAAGCGACCGCUCAUCCGAAUAUUAACGCAAUCGCUGCGGCUACUGCAGCUAGCAAACAUAGGAGAAGAUCGGCAGCUGACAUGAAUAAGUAGCAGACGUAUUCGAUAACAGAUGUGAAGCCUAGGUAGGUCUGACACACCCAUCAGAGGUGAUCAAGACGUUGGCAAAACGCUAUUAUAGUUUCACGUAUUGCUAUUAUUAGUUUUACUCCUGUAGCUGAAACACGAAGCGUGGACGUUGGUCGGAGCCUAUGGCGGGCCCCAGUGUGCAGUGCAACUAAGUUAUGCGAAGCAAAGCGAUAUCAGUCAAAUAUUGCCUGUCAUGUUACUGCUCCAACUCCAAAGUUGGUAUUACUGUCUACUUGGUUCCGAUAAAGUGAACAUAAUGGAACAGACAUUUACUGGUUACCGUGCAUGGUUACCGAGAGUAGACUAAAAAGCUAAAAAUGUGUAAAAACAUUACAAUGAGGAGGUUUGUUACACUAAGUGCGCAUACUGAAAAUUUGGUAAAUACUUCAUAACACGGUGCAUGAUGGCCAAAACUCGUCAAAACUCAGUGAGAUGAGGCGUAUUUUUACUCUAAUGUACCUUUUUGUAAUAAGAUUGAUUAAUUUUUACUGCUACUAUAGUUUGUUAUCUUUCCUCGAGUAAAAUUUUAAUUUUAUUUCCGAAGACACAUUCUUACUGAUUUUUUUUCUCAGUACCUGUAGACUUUAGAUCGUGUAAUGAAGUCGAAAGUCAUUGUCUCAACUUUUUAAAAACUCCUUCCGGUUGUGCAUGUCUAUUCAUUUCUUUUUGCAACUGUGUUUGCGAUUCUGUAUCUUCAUAUGCGGAACAAUACGUCGUACAAAUUUAUUUAAAUUGAUGCGUUUUCUGAAAAGUGGGCUGAUAUCACACGUGUUGGUUUGAUGAUACUUCGCGUGUUCUUAAAUUGAUUUGUUUGAUUGAAUGAUCAAAUGGGCUGGUUUGAAAUUUUUGGUAACUCGUAUGGUUGCUUCAACUAGGCAUGAGUAGAGUCAACAGGGGCAAGGAAAAGGCAUCAUCUUAGUCAGAUCGCACUCUGCUAGUCCGAAUUAGAUGUUGAUUAAAGCGAAAUACGUGAUAGGAGUGCGACACAUUUUGUAGACCGUACGUAAGAACCAAAAGUAAAAAUUACCUUGCCGUUAAUGUUAAGACGUAGUCCGAUGCAUAAAUAAAUUAACUGAAAACCAUUCAUCUUAAAAUGCACACGUAGAUAAGUGAAGCUUAACCGAUAUGAUGGUUGGAUGGAUGGUAUCGACAGUAAUUCUGCUACCGAAGUCAGAACCUACUACUAUUGAAAUAGUCUGAUUGGUCGUCAUGGUGGUGUUGGUAACUCCAGUCACGAUACAAACUAACUUAAAGAUUGCAACCGAUAGAGAAGUAGGAAACGGCAGAGAUAUGUGAAUGGGGACGAGCAUAAUCGUGGAUAAUAAUAAUAUGUUGAUAUUGCAUGUACCGAAUGCUACGGGUGAAAGAAGUAGUAACAUAGGCGACACAAACAAAUUGAAAAUUCGUCGGAAACACGUGAAGGUAAUAACAAUUUAAUAUAUUUAAAUAGAAAAUACAAUACUGCGCUGUUAGGCUGACUAGUGAAAGGGCAUUGCAUACCGGGAACACCGAAGAAACCCGAGCAAAAAAGAAAAAGAAGAAGAAAAAGAAGUUAGAUAGACCAUGGAGUAAGGAAUGUUACGAGAGAAAAUUGUAAAAUUUUAGUUUCGAAACGAUGCAAUACAUUUUGCAGUGUGAAAGACAGAACAGCCAGCAACAUGUAGCAGAAAGCUUUGCCGUACUGUAUAGAGGGAAUGUUGACGUUGUGGCAAAUGUAAAGCAGCAGAAUGAAUCCAGGCCUUCCAUAACCGCAGAACCAAUGGGUUUCUGAUCUUUCUGAUAAUUUGCAAAAUUCAAUUGCUUCACAAACGAAGUGACGAGACCGAUAGGCAGCGGCGGUGUAUUGUGUUCAACAUAUCUCAAUAGUAAGCGAGGACACCACACAUGGAUCGACGUUUUUUUUUUGUUGUUUAAGUUGAUUUGGUUACGCAUGCUCAAGCGAGCAUGGUUUGUGUAAUGCACAGCCAGAAUUCAGUUACAAAUAGUAUGACUGAAACUCAAAGCAGCUGGUUUAUUUUUGGUGUAAAUAAAAAUUUGUAUUAUUUAACGAAA
Molecule: messenger RNA, 9706 nt
Organism: Anopheles coluzzii
Lineage: Eukaryota; Metazoa; Arthropoda; Insecta; Diptera; Culicidae
Gene: Spt20
Product: mediator of RNA polymerase II transcription subunit 12
Exons: 8
Coding region: 905-7618 (2237 amino acids)
Biological process (GO): regulation of transcription by RNA polymerase II
Cellular component (GO): SAGA complex
Molecular function (GO): transcription coregulator activity
Source: RefSeq, a predicted model, not a curated record